Molecule: messenger RNA, 1734 nt
Organism: Daucus carota subsp. sativus
Lineage: Eukaryota; Viridiplantae; Streptophyta; Magnoliopsida; Apiales; Apiaceae
Exons: 2
Coding region: 38-1060 (340 amino acids)
Source: RefSeq, a predicted model, not a curated record
AACAGAGCCAUAAACAAGCACACAUGACCCAACAACGAUGAAGGUCUCUCUAAAACUAGUCGAAGAACGCCACACGAAAACCACAAUCUCAAACCCACCACCAGCACAACCACUCCUCCUCCGCACCAAAAUCCCCCUCACCAUCUUCGGCUUCCCAUUUCUCUCCGGAUUCACCACUUCCGACCACUCAAAUCUCUCCCUCUCUCUCCGCACUAACUUUCUCUCCGGCCCAUCUCUCAAGCUCUCCUACACUCCCUCCUCCCACGCCGCCGCUUCUCCGCCCCCACUGACACUCACGCUCAAAUCCGGCGUCUCCCUCUCCGGCUCCCCCAACAACUCCCCUCUCAUCAUCUCCGCCAAUUUCUCUCUCACCCCUUCUGCUUUUUCCAACCCUACCCCUACUUUUUCUCUCCACUUCAAGCCUCAAUUUGGCGAUUUUUCUAUAAGGAAGUGUGUUUUUUCGGACCCCAAAGGGAAUGGGGAUAAGGGUCCUGUUGGGCUUGUGAGUGAGAGGUCUAGGGUCUGGAAGGAACUGGGUUUGGAGGCUGGGGAGAAGGAGCCGGUUUUUUCGGGGGUUGAGGUCAUGGCCAAUACCAAAAUGCCGGUGGCCAAACGGGUGGCGGUUAAUUUAAGGUGGGGUGUUAAGUUUCCAGGGGAUUUUAGUAGCCAAUUGCCGUAUUUGAGUGUUAAUAAGAUUGGGAUUGAGAGGGUUGAUGAAGUCAAAGUGAAGAAGCUGAAUUCUGAAGACAAAAGUGUGGGUGAUUCGGAGAUGUUGAUGGGCAUGAUGUCUUGGAUGAAGAGGGAAUUGGAGAGUGUAAGGCGAGAGAAUCAAGAAAUGAAGUGCAAUUUACAAGAGUUGAAUUCUAGGAAAUCAGUGAGAAGUGGCGGUGGGGAGAAAUCAAUGCCGGUGGUUCAAAGUACUAGUGGAUUUGAUCAGUGGAGGAAUAAAAAGAGUGUUGCUGAGGAGAAUCGGAAGAAAGAGUUGAAGAAAGUUGAGGCUCCGGUGACCGAUGUAGAGAGUGAAUUGCAGAAAGCUAUUAUGGCUGCUUCCUCCACAUGAGGAGUGGAAGCAAAAUCAAUCAGAAAAGAAGAAGUAUCAGGUAUGUCCAACACAAGUCCGAGAAGGUGGCAGAAGCCAGAACAAGGAUGUGUAAAAGUAAAUAUUGACGCUGCUGUGUUUAUGGAGUCUGGUUGUACUGCUGUGGGAAGCAUUAUCCGAGAAUGGAGCGGAGGUUUUAUUAGAGCUCGAAACCAGAAUAUAGCCGCAGUCUAUCAACCUUGGGAAGCUGAAGCAAUUGUGUUGAAGGUGGCAGAAGCCAGAACAAGGAUGUGUAAAAGUAAAUAUUGACGCUCCUGUGCUUAUGGAGUCUGGUUGUACUGGUGUGGGAAGCAUUUUUAGAGAAUGGAGCGGAAGUUUUAUUAGAGCUCGAAACUAGAAUAUAGGCGUAGUCUAUCAACCUCGGGAAGCUGAAGCAAUUGCGUUGAAGGAAGCUCUCUCCUGGGUAAAGGAAGUUGGAUACAAAAAGUGUGUUUUUGAAACAGAUGCUAAGGCGCUAGCAGAUGCACGCAAAAAUGUCCAAGAGCGUACUUAUUUUUACUCCAUUGUGUCAAGUUGUGUUGAUUUGUUUAAGCUCCGGGAUUUAUUUCUGAUGUUUUGAUCAUUGAUUCAAUUUAAUAAAAAAACACGUUCGUUUACUUCAAAAAGAAAUGAAAAGGAUUUGAAAAGUUUUAUUA